CUCCCCCCCCCCUUUGUAUAUGUCUGAAGCGAUUGGUUGAGUUCACAUUCUUCCAUUUCAAGCAUUGAAAGAGAAUAUAUCACUGUUUGCGUUAUAGUCUCAAGCAUGAGGAUUGUAGCACUAGCAACUCUCGCAUUCCGGCUCUGCAUCGCCUUUGACCGCCAUGCCUGCCAGUCCAGAACACCCGAUCCGUACCAAGGCUGUCCGAAAGACACCACAAUCCUAGUAGGCCCGACAGCAAGAUUCACGACGGUGCAGUCGGCAAUCUCAAGCCUCCCACACAACAACGCCUCGUACACCAUCCUGAUCCAGCCCGGGAACUACACCGAGCAGCUCAACGUGACCCGAGCCGGUCCACUCACGCUGCUCGGCCAGACCACCUCGUCGCCAGGUGAUCAGUCGACUAACUUGGUCAACAUCAUAUGGCGCCAGGCGACCGGCACGGCGGAGACUGGCACGCUGGAUAAUGCCUUUACGAGUGUCCUGACUGUGGCGCCCACGCUCAACGCCAGCUUGACCGGAUCCGGUCCGACGGGGAAUGCUGUGCCUGCCGAUACACCGUUUGGAAAUCAGGACUUUCGAGUGUACAAUAUCAAUUUCAUCAAUGACUGGCGUCCGUACGCUGCCGGACCUAGCUUAGCCGUGUCCGUCAGCUAUGCAAACACUGGCUUCUAUAACUGCGGGUUCUACAGCUAUCAGGAUACGGUGUAUAUUGGGAAGCUAGGCAAUGCCUACUUCCACUCAUGUGAGAUUGCUGGCCAAACCGACUUCCUGUACGGCUUCGGCACAGCCUGGAUCCAGUCCUCACGUCUCUCGCUGCGGAGCUGCGGUGGUGGCAUCACAGCGUGGAAAGGCACGAACACUACCUUCGUCAACAAAUAUGGUGUCUACAUCCACGACUCGCACGUGGAGAAGGCGAAUUCCAGUCUAAGUAUCUCCGGGAAAUGCGCGCUCGGAAGGCCAUGGGUACGCUCCUUCCGUUCCGGCAACAUUGGGUGCUGUCAAUACGCUGACUGGCCACCGUGACAGAACGCACAACAUCGGUCAAUCUUUGCCAAUUGCUCUCUGGAUGACUCCAUUCAGUCUUCUG
Messenger RNA from Pseudovirgaria hyperparasitica, 1090 nucleotides. Its product is annotated as pectin lyase-like protein. The transcript is spliced from 2 exons. Gene Ontology annotation, biological process: cell wall modification. NCBI's taxonomy places the organism in Eukaryota, Fungi, Ascomycota, Dothideomycetes, Acrospermales, Acrospermaceae. Bases 106 to 1026 code for a protein of 306 amino acids. Gene Ontology annotation, molecular function: pectinesterase activity. The record is from RefSeq and is a predicted model, not a curated record.